GGGACAGUGGCCUCUCCCACUUGAAUGUCAACGCGGAGGAGAAGAGACGCCCACUGCAACUCCAUUGUCUCAAGAAACUGCUUUUCACACCCCAGCGUAUGAGUCACAUGGACAAACGCUUUGUAAAUGCUUUUUAAGAAUCAGCACUCCAGGAGAAUACACUCUGUUUGCUCAACGGGCCGUGGCCUUGAAGCUUAUCUAAAAGGGUUUAACUUCACUGGAGAGCCGCCUUGGAUCUCCUGAAACUGUGGAAGUUUUCAAUCUUCAACUCAAUUCAAUCUUUUUAUAUACAAUACUCAGCAUUGACUCUCUGCUGCAGAACUCUUCCAGUUUCUGAUUGACGAAUUGAAGGGCAUCCUAUGGCCAUGAAUUCAGCCGAGUUCGAUUUCUCGUUCCUGGAGGAAGGGUUUUCUGCCAAAGAUAUUGUUGAGCAGAAGAUCAAUGAGUCAUCUGUGACAGAUGACAGGGAUGCCUUCUAUGUGUGUGACUUGGGAGAUGUCUUGAAGAAGCACCUGCGCUGGGCAAGGGCCCUUCCCCGUGUGUCUCCUUUUUAUGCUGUCAAGUGCAAUGACAGUCGGGCUGUUGUGAUGACACUGGCCUCACUGGGUACUGGUUUUGACUGUGCAAGCAAGACUGAAAUCCAGCUCAUUCAGUCUCUGGGAGUGGAUCCGAGCAGAAUCAUCUAUGCCAACCCCUGCAAGCAGGUCUCUCAGAUCAAGUAUGCUUCUGCUCAUGGGGUCCAGAUGAUGACUUUUGACAGCGAAAUGGAGCUGAUGAAAGUGGCUCGGUAUCAUAACAAUGCCAAACUGGUGCUGCGGAUUGCCACAGAUGACUCCAAGGCAGUUUGUCGCCUGAGCAUCAAGUUUGGGGCCCAACUUAAAGCUUGUCGGGGGCUUCUGGAGAGGGCCAAGGAAUUGGGGCUGGAUGUGAUUGGCGUUAGCUUCCAUGUUGGCAGUGGCUGCACUGACCCGGAGGCCUACAAGCAGGCGAUAACUGAUGCCCGCUGUGUCUUUGAUAUAGGGGAUGAUUUGGGUUUCUGCAUGAACCUUUUGGACAUCGGAGGAGGUUUCCCUGGUUCAGAAGAUGCAGAGCUCAAAUUUGAGGAGAUCACUGCAGUAAUCAACCCAGCCCUGGAUAAAUAUUUCCCUCCUGAAUGUGGUGUGAGGAUCAUUGCUGAACCUGGUCGCUUUUAUGUGGCCUCUGCUUUCACCCUCGUUGUUAAUAUUAUUGCAAAGAAGGUCAUCGUGGAUGAUGAGUCUGCUUCUGAUGAGGAGGAUGAUUGCAUCAGUGACAGGAGCCUCAUGUACUAUGUCAAUGAUGGAGUGUAUGGAUCCUUCAACUGUAUUCUGUAUGACCACGCUCAUUGUCUGCCAAUCUUGCACAAGAAGCCCAAGCCAGAUGAGGCCAUGUAUCCCUGCAGUAUCUGGGGCCCAACAUGCGACGGCCUUGAUCGUAUAGUGGAGCAGUGCAACCUGCCAGACAUGCAUGUGGGCGAUUGGCUGCUCUUUGAGAACAUGGGGGCCUACACUGUGGCCGCCUCUUCCACAUUUAAUGGGUUCCAGAAGCCUGACAUUCACUACGUCAUUUCUCGGCCGGCCUGGCAACAUGUGCAGCAGAUCCGCUCCCAGGGCCUGCCAUCUCUCGUGGAGCCCUGCCUGCUCGAUUUUCCAGCCUGUUGUGGAAGAGAGAGCAACUUGCAGAUGCCCGCGAAGCCCUGUCAGGCCCGCGUGGUAUAAAGGCAACAUGAAUCACAAUUCUUGGAUCAUUUGCCAAUCAUAACAGGAGCAGCUUUUUUUGUUUGGGAGAAGUGACAUCUUGGCCAGUUAUUUGGAGGAGCGGUGGGGCAUAUUGUUGCACACAUUUCUGUUCUGUUGGAAGCUUACAAUUUUCCAUGACAUUGUUGGCUGGAUGAUUUUAUUCAAGAAGGGCUACUGUUUCCACUAUGUCCACGUAAUAGAAAUUUGUAUUAAUAUUUUACCAUGUAGCUAAUGAAUGCUGUAUUCUCCUACUAUAAAUGAUGUCAUUGCAUGCAUUAACAUUCUUAGCAGGGGGAUGACAAUGUAUGCAUGUUUCCAUCAAACCCCUUGCUGAAUCUGCUUCUUUUCAUUCCUUUGUAGUGUAGGUCAUGUUAGCUCAAUUUGGCACUAUUUUAAAAACUAAUCCUAAUUCCUAUUUACCCACAUUGACUCAAGGAAAGGCUGGGUGUCUCAUUUAAUUUCAUGAUUGUAGCCUGGAGAAAGCAUAAAAUGUUUGCGUUUAUUGCGAUGGUAAGAAGAUAGCCUUUGGCUGUCAGAGAUGGGAUUGCAAUUUCAUAA
This is a messenger RNA of Syngnathoides biaculeatus (alligator pipefish), 2315 nucleotides long. RefSeq names its product ornithine decarboxylase 1 (gene odc1). Gene Ontology annotation, molecular function: ornithine decarboxylase activity. The record is from RefSeq and is a predicted model, not a curated record. NCBI's taxonomy places the organism in Eukaryota, Metazoa, Chordata, Actinopteri, Syngnathiformes, Syngnathidae. Gene Ontology annotation, cellular component: cytoplasm. Bases 360 to 1736 code for a protein of 458 amino acids. The transcript has 11 exons.